This is a messenger RNA of Sinocyclocheilus rhinocerous, 2089 nucleotides long. It is a transcript of the gene slc22a13b, whose product is annotated as solute carrier family 22 member 13b. The transcript has 10 exons. Gene Ontology annotation, molecular function: transmembrane transporter activity. Gene Ontology annotation, cellular component: membrane. Gene Ontology annotation, biological process: transmembrane transport. NCBI's taxonomy places the organism in Eukaryota, Metazoa, Chordata, Actinopteri, Cypriniformes, Cyprinidae. The record is from RefSeq and is a predicted model, not a curated record.
CCUUAACUGGCAAAAAGGCCCCAACUGCAUUAGCCUCAUGAUCCAAAGUCCCUCACGCAAACACACAUACAACACACCGCUGGAAUUCCUCUCAGUACAUUUCAACCACUAGAGUCAGCUUGUUAAUCUACUAUUAAAUACCUUCUUUUGCAUAGGAUCAUAUUUUAUAGCUAUUAAUUUAAAAUCUUCUGGCUGUCCUUGUCGCUGUGAAAAAAAACAGUGCUUUAUCUUUGUCUUAGCAGAUAAGAGCGCUGUAGAUAUGCUGAACUUGUGACACGUUUAAAAAUUAAUUUCGCUCCGCAAAGGUGAACCGCGGCGCAGGUGUUUUAAGCGCGAGCCGCCGCUGGUGGUCGCCCAGUGGUCAUCAUGAUAGACUUCGCGCAGAUCCUGUCGUCUGUCGGCGAGUUUGGGGCGUUUCAGAAGCGCUUGCUGGUGGCGGUAUGUCUCCCCAACAUCUUCACAGCUUUCCACAUGUUCGGUCAGGUCUUCACCGCCAUCAGCUUCCCUCACAACUGCAACAGCAGCUGGAUUUUACAGCGGGCUCCCAACCUGACAGAGGAGAAGCAGCUGAACCUCACCAUCCCUCUGGACACUGAAGGACAGUAUGAGAGCUGUAAGAUGUUCUCACCUGUUGAUCUUGAGCUUGAUGUUAUUGAAGCUUAUGGAAUAAACACAACGACAUCAUGUUCUGAUGGAUGGGUUUAUAAGGCACCAGAAGGCAGCAGCACUCUCUUAUCAUAGUUUGACCUGGUGUGUGAAAAUAAGAUAUAUAAUGAGGCAUCUCAGUCUGUCUACAUGGCUGGUCUUCUUAUUGGAGCCCUAUUGUUUGGGCCAAUGGCAGACAAGUAUGGCCGGCGGUUUGUCACGCUGCUUUCCUUGUUCCUGCAGUUUCUGUUUGGGGUGGCAGUAGCAUUUUCUCCCAACAUCUUUGUCUACAUAGCUCUCCGCUUUGUGGUCGGCACCACAAUAUCAGGGAUUUCUAUCAACACAUUUGUUUUGGGUACUGAGUGGUGUGGUUCAGCCAAACGGGCCCUUUUUACCAUAUUGUCACACUGCUUUUAUGCCAUUGGUCUGAUGCUGCUGUCUGGUGUGUCCUUUGGGAUCCGAAACUGGAGGAUUUUACAGCUGGUUCUGUCAGCACCAGUUGGGCUUUUCUGCAUCUAUUACUGGAUUCUCCCUGAAUCUGCCCGAUGGCUUCUGACUCAGGGCAAGCAAGACAGGGCCAAGAAAGAGAUAUUGAACGCUGCCCGAAUUAAUGGCAGAAAGGUGCCCGAAAAUCUGCUCGACAAGAUGGAAGCGGAGAACACAGCUAAAACAGGCACCAUGCUAGACCUGUUUCGAGUGGCUUACCUAAGAAAGAGAGCUCUCAUCAUGUGCUAUAUGUGGUUUGUGACGAGCCUGGUUUACUAUGGUGUCAGCUUGAACGUGGGGAACUUCGGCCUGGACAUUUACCUGACUCAACUCAUCUUUGGCAUUGCAGAGUUUCCCGCCCGGCUGUCCUGCUUUCCUCUCAUUCAGCGCUUCGGAAGGAGGAUUUGCCAGAGUGCAGUGCUGCUCCUUGGAGGAACCGCCUGCCUGAUUAUUCCUGUUAUACCAGCAGGGUAUCCUGUGAUUGUGACUGUGAUCGCAGUGAUUGGGAAGUUCUCCCUCGCCGCCUCUUUCACCAUAGUGUAUGUGUACACUGCUGAGCUCUACCCAACGGUUGUGAGACAAAACGGAGUGGGACUGAACUCCAUGUGUGCGCGUGUAGCUGGGAUUCUGGCUCCUCUGAUUGGCUUGUUAGACGUGUAUCAUCCUGCUAUUCCAAUGGUCAUAUACGGCUCUCUUCCUUUUGUGGGAGGACCGCUGACUUUCCUGCUCCCAGAGACACUAAACACUGACCUACAGGACCACACUGAUGUCCCCGUGGAUGACAACAUGGGAUCAGAGAAAGCCAGUAUUGAAAGCGGACUGAAUCAGGAGCAGGAAAUGUCUCGCAGGAGCACAAAAUUAUGAGAUUUAUACUGCUAUUUAAAAAUGUAGUUGAAGUUUAUGCUUUUUUUAAUUGAUUUUGUGUGAAUGAGGAAAAUAAGGCAAACAGAGGUAUGAC